AUGGAGCCGCUCUGCUCCACAGCCACAAACGUCCUGAAACGGGAUCUCUUGGCCCGCCUCGCCCCCGACCGUCCCCUCAGAAGGCGCCGCGAAAACUCCGAAGGUCACACCCGCAGGCCCCCCACCGGGCCCCCUCUGGCUGCCACCCCGGCGUCCCGCAGGCGAACAGCCACCGCCCUUCCCCGCCUCGGGCGGGACCUGCGGGGUCCCCAGCGGUCACCGCAUGAACCUAGGCCACUGUCUCGGGGGACAGUGACGAGGCCGACCCUCGGAUCCCGACCUCACCAGCACUCACCCGCCGCCGCCAAGCCCAAGCCGGAGCCGCAGGAAGCCGGGAGAGGGCAGAGAGGAGCUGGGAGCAGCCGGGAGGAGCCGCAGGAGCCACAGAGCAAGCCGGAGGGGCGGGGCGCAGGGAGGUGGCCGCUUCCUCGUCGCCCUCUUGAAGGCCGGCACGAAGGCGGGGCGUCCCCACAGCCAGCGGGCGCCGCACCAGCCAAUGGGCGCCCCCGAGGGGCGGGCCAAAGCGCCGAGAGCCAAUCCGCGCCUGCCCCUGCUCCGCGACCUCUCCGUGGAAGCGGCACGAGCGACGAGAGCCGGACGGUUGGCGAAGCGCGCGUCCGACGUCUAGGCUGCCGCCUCCCGCCCGCUGAUACCUCAGCGAAAGGCGAGCCUCAGGCCGCCUCCGCCGUUCUGAGUUGGCCACCGCUUCCUUUUCCAGCAGGGAACUUGCUAGUGCCAGGAGCACGUGGCCUGGGGAAACUCCCUAAGCAGAAAGAUAAACUACUCAAAAUGGCUUCAGAAGUCCCUGAAACCAACCAGAUUAACUGGGCUCCUCCCUACCAGAAUUCAGUGUUCCUUUCAAAAGACCAGGGCCAAGCUGCAAAAAAAAAAAAGACUCUGAAGAGCAAAAUCAGCAAAGACUCUGAAACCAGCCAAGCUGCCUAGAAGAGGUCUGGACCAGAAUCACCUGGAAAGGACACUCUCCAAAAUGUUGAGCGGCCUGUAGGCUGUGCAGUACUCUCCAGGAAUCCCAGUUCUGUGAGUUGUUACUCAGGCCAGGGAGGGCCUUGGUGAUGCAGCUGUCUCUGAGUCUUUUCUGCUCAUGUAAGUAACCCCUCUCAUGACCCUUUAUAUUCCUAAGCAACUCCAAUAAAACUUAUUGUUUGACCAA
This is a messenger RNA of Mesocricetus auratus (golden hamster), 1171 nucleotides long. Its product is annotated as basic salivary proline-rich protein 2-like. The coding region runs from base 1 to 945 and encodes 314 amino acids. The record is from RefSeq and is a predicted model, not a curated record. The transcript has 3 exons. Lineage: Eukaryota; Metazoa; Chordata; Mammalia; Rodentia; Cricetidae.